ACUUCUCACUUUGUAGUUUUGCAGUGGGUUCUUCUUGAAUCCAUAUUCUGCUUCCUUAUUAUCAGGUGAAGUUUAACCAUGUCUGAACCUGAGCCUAGUGGUGGGCAUGGGGGUCUCGAGAGGUUAUCAAGCACCAGAUCGGUGCUCAGUAUGAGCUCUUUGUCCUCAGACAUGCUUGUGACUAUGAGUACUGCCAACUGUGAGAUGGCUUUACUGCCACUUAAACUACUGCUGGAGCUGCAGUCUCCGUACCUGACGAUGGAGGAUGACACCCUUACUUCUAUCAAUCACAACGGAGGCUACAACAUAAUCAGCGAUGAAUCUGUCCACAUAAAUGGCCGGCCGUGCAGAAUCAGCAACUACAUCGAAAGGAACGUCACCCUCAAAAGCCAUUAUGACUACAAAGAUUACAGAGAAACUAUUCUUGCAAAGCCAAUGCUGUUCAUUACUAACGCAAAGAAAAUCAACAGCGACGCAGUAAAUACCUUUGCCUUUAUUGUAAAUACACGUCAUCCAAAAAUGAAAGCUCAGAUUGAAGGUGCUAUGAAUGAUGUCAUAUCUUCAGUUAUGGGAGAAAACUACCAGUUACAGUUUGAUUUCCAAAAUGUUGUCAGAGAUCAUCUCUUGAAAGAGAGGUUUGAGUUACCAGACAAGAGCCUCAGCUUUUUAUAUACAUUCAAAGCGGAUGUAUUUAUUGAUUUAUUUUAUCUACUUGGCCUGAGUAAAAAGACGUGCAACGUAAAUGGGAUUGUCCUUAAUCUGAACUGCACAACACCUGCAAAGAAAGAAAAGGUCAAGAGGUUCCUGUCAAACAUGUCCAACCUCCUCAUCCGAAUGGGAAGCAGUGCUGACCGUAGGUUCAGUGCAUUUUCUUUAGAUGUAAUCUCUGAAGAUCCAUUUCCGCCACCUGAGGGUCAUCAUGAAGAGUUCUCGCAAGAAAUUCCUUUAACGCCAUAAAGGCGUAAAGCCUUAAAGUAUUAUAUAUGAAGUCUUUGUACACUUUGUAACAUUGUACACACUGAUUUAGUAAAGAAGCCAUCUUUUUGUACAGGGAAAAACAGUUAUGUCUCAACAGUGCUACUGUAACAAGUCAAAAUUGUAAUAUAUGUAUAGUUGGUAUGGUCACCCGCACUUUACUUACUUGUUAUCAUACCUGGUAAGUCUCUGGGUUAGACCCGGAGUCUUGGAUCAGUUUCUUCUUUCUCUGGGCAGGGACCACUCACAUUUUGCCUACUCCCACCCACUUCUCCUGAUCCCAGUGGCUCUCACCCCAUUGUGUGUUUAGCCUCACUCUCGCAUAGAGUUAGCCCCACCCAUACAGAACGCCACUCCCCCAGAAGAUGGUGAGC
Molecule: messenger RNA, 1349 nt
Organism: Spea bombifrons (plains spadefoot toad)
Lineage: Eukaryota; Metazoa; Chordata; Amphibia; Anura; Pelobatidae
Gene: MEDAG
Product: mesenteric estrogen dependent adipogenesis
Exons: 5
Coding region: 79-957 (292 amino acids)
Cellular component (GO): cytoplasm
Source: RefSeq, a predicted model, not a curated record